AUGGCGGAUCAGACUCCUGACAACUGGGAGGAUGAGCUCUCCAAGCAGACCGAGAGCGUCAACCUGAACGGACGCUCGAACCUACAAGCCCAGGCACCAGCCUUCAAUCCUGGGGCUGCUUCUUUCCAGCCUGGCGCUCCUGCCUUUCACCCUGGCCAACCGUACCAGCAGUAUGGAGGCUAUCCCCAGUACGCACAAUACGGACAACAGGGCUACUAUCCCGCCUACGACCAGCAAGGAUAUGGCCAAUACGGAGCGUAUGCCCAGCAACCAGGCAACUAUAAUCAGUACUACAAUGCACAGUAUGGAGGCUAUAAUAACCAAGGCAUGGGUUAUCAGCAACCGCCACAGCAACAGCAGCCGCAGCCGCAGCCGCAGCAGCAGCAACAGCAGCAACAGCAGCGUCCACAGCAGCAGCACAAACCGAAAGCUCCUGCGUCUGAUGCCCCAGCCACACAGUCCGCUCCCGCGGCGUCGAAGCCUGCCUCAAAUGCUUCUUCUACUGCUCAACCCAAGGCCAAAGUCCUGUCGAUCGGUGCUGAAACCGCUGCGGCCCCGAAGGCUAAAGCUGCCUCCAGUGGUAACCAGGCGUCUUCUGCGGCAUCCGGCAAAUCUACUCCUGCCACACAGACUACUAUCGCUCCUGGUGACACCCCUGGAGCUGCCGCUGCCGAAGCUGCCUCCAAGGUGACUGCUGCUAAAGCAAUUGAGAAGACCGAGAAGAAAGCAGAACAGAAGGCCGCUGCCGCCGGAAAGGCCUCUCCUGCCCCUUCUUCCGGUCGCUCUAGCCCAGGACGAUCCAGCCCCGCUCGCGCCGAAGGUGCCAAAGUCGCUCGGGAUGCCGAUGCAGUUGCCAAGGAACAGCAAGCCGAUGUUGAUGAGGAGACCCUGAGAGAAAUUUACGGAGAGAAACGGGAGCACGUCAACCUCGUCUUUAUCGGUCACGUCGAUGCUGGAAAGUCGACCCUGGGAGGUUCGAUCCUGUACGCGACCGGCAUGGUGGAUGAGCGUACGUUGGAGAAGUACAAGCGUGAUGCGAAGGAGGCCGGUCGUGAGACUUGGUACCUGUCCUGGGCUUUGGACCUGACCAACGAAGAGCGGGCCAAGGGCAAGACGGUAGAGGUCGGACGAGGCUUCUUCAAGACCACCUACCAGGGUCCCGAUGGCCCUGUCGAGCGCCACUUCACAAUCUUGGAUGCUCCGGGUCACAAGUCCUUCGUUCCCAACAUGAUUGGAGGCGCGUCCCAAGCAGACGUGGGUGUGCUCGUCAUCUCGGCCCGAAAGGGAGAGUACGAGACUGGAUUCGAGAAGGGAGGCCAAACUCGGGAGCAUGCUCUCCUGGCCAGGAACACGGGUGUCAGGAAGCUGGUCGUGGUGGUCAACAAGAUGGAUGACCCGACGGUGGAGUGGAGCAAGGCUCGAUUCGAGGAGUGUACCACCAAGGUCGCCAAGUUCCUGGAGGCGUUGGGUUACAAGAAGGAGGAUCUUACGUUCAUGCCUAUUUCUGCUCAAAAGACUAUCGGUAUCAAGGACCGGGUACCCAAAGACCUCGUGCCCUGGUAUGAUGGGCCGUCACUGCUCGAGUAUCUUACCCACAUGAAGAUGCCUGAGCGCAAGGUGAACGCGCCCUUCAUGAUGCCGAUCAGCGCCAAGUACCGCGAUAUGGGUACUGUGGUUGAAGGACGCAUCGAAUCGGGUGUGAUCAAGAAGAACGGCACCUACUUGAUGAUGCCGAACAAGGAGGAAGUUACCGUGGCGGCCCUUUACGGUGAAACCGAGGAUGAGAUUCAAACCGCCUCGUGUGGUGACCAGGUCCGGAUCCGUCUGCGAGGCAUUGAAGAAGAAGAUAUCCUGCCAGGCUUUGUCUUGUGCUCUCCCAAGCGUCCGGUUCACUGUGUCUCCGCAUUUGAGGCGAAGAUCAGAAUCUUGGAGCUGAAGAGCAUUCUCUCUGCCGGCUACAACUGCGUGCUUCACGUUCACUCUGCCAUCGAAGAAGUUACGUUUGCUGCUCUCCUGCACAAGCUGGAGCCUGGCACGGGCCGCAAGAGCAAGCGGCCGCCGCCUUUCGCGAGCAAGGGCCAGACUAUCAUCGCGCGUCUCGAAGUCACUGGCUCUGCGGGAGCGAUAUGUGUGGAGCGAUUCGAGGAUUAUAACCAACUCGGUCGGUUUACGCUGCGUGAUCAGGGACAAACCAUUGCGAUUGGUAUGAUCACCAAGCUUAUCACCAACGAGGAGAACGCGUAA
This is a messenger RNA of Rasamsonia emersonii CBS 393.64, 2244 nucleotides long. Its product is annotated as Translation release factor eRF3. Gene Ontology annotation, molecular function: GTP binding; translation release factor activity; GTPase activity. Gene Ontology annotation, biological process: translational termination; nuclear-transcribed mRNA catabolic process, deadenylation-dependent decay; translation. The record is from RefSeq and is a predicted model, not a curated record. The transcript is spliced from 2 exons. Gene Ontology annotation, cellular component: translation release factor complex. Lineage: Eukaryota; Fungi; Ascomycota; Eurotiomycetes; Eurotiales; Trichocomaceae. The coding region runs from base 1 to 2244 and encodes 747 amino acids.